CGUCGUUAAUAUAUGUCAGCACAGGGCUCUGAUUGGAUUUUGUUUGUAAUUUUCUUUUAUUUAUUUUGUAAACAAUUGAAGUAUUCCUAUUUAAACAAUUGAAGUAUUGCUAUUUAAUUCUUAGUGGAAUUAUGGAUCCGCAAACAUUUUUGCCUAAUAAUUUGACAGAAUGUGCUCGUGUUUAUAUUUAUUUUACUCAAGAAAAUACAAAUUUCUUUAUAAUAAAUUGUUUGUAUUGUAACAAAGAUUUUGCUGAGUGGAUACAAUUUUACAAACAUUUAUUAGGACAUUAUACAGAAAACAUAGAAUUGGAACAAUCUGAAACAAAAGAAUAUAAAGAAAAUAUCCAAUUGGAAAAAUGUAAUCAAAAUUCCGGGAAAAAAUGUGAAAUUAAAAGUGAAUAUUUAGUUAAAAAUGAAACGUUAGACAAUGUUGGUGAAGAGUGUGAAAACAAAGAAGAGUUUCUAGAGGAGUAUUUAAUGGAAUAUUACGAGGAAUGCAAAAAACGCUCUACAAAUGGCGAAGAUUUUAUUACGAAAAAAUCGUCUUCUAAACCCGUCAUCAAUACCUGCUUUUUUCGUUUAAGUACAACAGACUCCAAAUUGAUGCUACAAUUUAUUGAACUAUUGCGUCAACAUCCCUGUCAAUGGGAUCAUAAACACCACAAUUUUAAUCUCAAAGACAAACGUAUCGUUAGUACAUUGAACUUGACUAAACAACUGAAGAAAGAUUUAAAUCUCAAUAUUACCGCACAAGGCACGCGUAGCAGUGUUUUAGCGCUAUUACGUUGGUUUGAUCGGGAGUAUAUACGUUUUUUAAAUUGUCAACAAAAUGAUUUUAAAUUUGUUUGUGUGCAUAGGGAAUAUUUUGAAAAGUUAAUGGAAUUCCUGCCAUAUCAACAUUUAAAACCUGUGAAAUGUGAGGAGUGUGAUAAACGUUUUAAGACGGAACAUUUGCUAUUGGCUCAUAAGCACAAGCAGCAUAAUGGUCAGGUACCAUUUCGUUGUCGCUACUGUGGUCAUGGUUUUAUACAUCAGUCAUCACAUAAAAUGCACGAGAAUCGCCAUAUAAAGCUACAUGUCUGGCCCUGUAGUAACUGCUUGUAUCAAGCAUCCUCCAAAUCGGAUUAUAUUAAACAUUUGGCAACACAUUCCUCUAGACAGCCUUAUAAAUGCAACAUUUGUGGUUUGGCCUAUAAAACUAAAACGAAUUUAAAUGUUCAUCUGAAGAGUCACAGUUUGCCGGCGUAUGAAUGCGAGUUUUGUAAAAAGAAAUUCUAUGAAAAAUAUCGUUAUAAAAGACAUAUAUGGUUGCAUGAGGAACAGGAAAUGUCAGGCGGGAAGUCGGUCGAUAAUUUUACUUGUGAAAUAUGCGGACGACGUUUUACCAGCUAUAAAACGUUAAGGAAACAUCAAUUGGUUCAUAUACAGGAAAACUAUAAGACUGAUGAGAGUAUGGCAAAGAAUGACGCUUUUAAAUUAAUAGAUGUUAUAAUGUACUAUUGUGAUUAUUGUUCAUUGGAAUUUAUACAUAAAGAAGCCUAUGAAACGCAUAUGAAGUUAAAACAUAAUAUUAAGAAAAUGUAACAAUAUUGUUUGCAAGGAUCUGAGAAUAAUUACUAACUUCCAUACGCGAGGAUAUAUGUUUAAAUCAUACCAUCCAUUGCUAUGGUUCAGGGAAACAGAUUGCGAAUUCGGUUUACAAAGUUAAAGCUCUCAAGUUGAAAAGCAUUAAUAGUUUAUGCUUUUUAUUUUUUUAAGAUAAAUAAAACAAUUUUAAUUUAUUUUGUAUUUUAAAUAUUUUUAUUGAAUGAAUUUGUAUUAAUAGUUAAAAAACUAAUGAA
This is a messenger RNA of Lucilia sericata (common green bottle fly), 1843 nucleotides long. Its product is annotated as zinc finger protein 23. Gene Ontology annotation, biological process: regulation of transcription by RNA polymerase II. The record is from RefSeq and is a predicted model, not a curated record. Gene Ontology annotation, molecular function: RNA polymerase II cis-regulatory region sequence-specific DNA binding; DNA-binding transcription factor activity. NCBI's taxonomy places the organism in Eukaryota, Metazoa, Arthropoda, Insecta, Diptera, Calliphoridae. The transcript is spliced from 3 exons. The coding region runs from base 132 to 1586 and encodes 484 amino acids.